GGCUUCAUAGGUUGGUCAAGACUCUGAGUUUUGAACCACGGCUGAUGCAUUGUGGUGUUAUCUGGGCUGGGCUACGUAUCCCCGUCAUUCCGAAUGGCGUUAAAAGGCAUUGUGAGGAAUGGGCGUUUGGAGUAAUAGAUUACGGUUGGCUUUAAAUAGGUCGAAUUAUGUUUAUUUAGUAUCAUAUGAUUAGGCCUAUUCCUAACGACAAAGCGGUAUUGGCAUUUAUGUAAGACUUGGCAAUAAAUAAUUAUGAUAUUAAUAAUGUUUUGUAAUAUUAAACGUAUAAUGUCCACAGUUUGCUUUCAUCAUCACACAACCACUAUUGAAGCCGGCAGUAGCCAACUGUCUGAUGGCCGGCUCUUUCUUCUGUCUGGUGUGAAUUUUCUGUCAACGUAAUCGCAACUCCUGCGAAGUUCCCUUCUGAACAACAUUUCUCCUUCAUACUUGACAUGUACAAGCUUCAUUUCUGAGAUUGUUUCCUUGCACGAUGAGAAACUUGUCUCUGAUUAUAUUUGCUCUAGUGUUGGACAUAUUUUUCUGUAUAUAUUAGCGUCAUAUUGUCAAUGCUGCUUGUAGUUCUUGCAAUUCUUUGGUUUCAAGGCCCAGAAGUGUUGUCAUAGAAAUUGGAAAGAAGCCUGCUACUGAUGGUGGUUAGUUGCUCUUAUUGUUUGCAUUGACUCAGAUUGACUCAAAGAUGACGGGAGGAGACUAUAGGUAUGUAACAGACCAAAAGGAUAUUAUGAGAUUCUUGAUCACCACGAUAGAUAGUUUUAUACAAGAUCGGUUUAUCAAUAAAGAACAAAGGGCCCAGCACAAAGAACAAUGUUCUGAGAGAUUAGCAGCUGAAGAUGGGAGCUGUGACAAAGAUAUGGAGGUUCGAUACUCUGAUCAAGCUGUAUUAGCAAAUUUAGACUGGGGUAUUGAAGCCCUUGAAGAAGCUAUCGAUACUGCUAAUAUGGAAACAAAGAUGGCACGAUUAGAUUAUGCAGAGAAGAUGCUGCAAGUGUGUGCCAUGUUGAACUCUAGCCAGAGAACAGCUGGAGUCCCCAAUUUCUACCUCUCAGCUUGGGCCCACCUUAACCUUUCAUAUUUGUGGAAAUUGCGUAAUGAUAUUCACAAUUCAGUUCAUCAUCUUCUUGAGAUGUUUAUUAUUGAUCCAUUCUUCUCAAGGAUUGAUUUUGCCCCAGAACUUUGGAAAGAUUUAUUUCUGCCACAUAUGAGCUCAAUUGUUGGAUGGUAUUCUGAGGCGAGACACAGGCUGAUGAUGGAAGUGAUUCCUGAUUCUUCUGAUUUGUCAUUCACUGCUGACUUGGAUCAAUUUUUCAACGAGUCUCUGAUCUUCUCAAUGAGGCCAGAUCAGUUGGAAAAAUUGCAAAAGUUAGAGCAACUUUACGGAGAAUCAUUGGAUGAGAACACGCGGCUUUUUGCUAAAUAUUAUGAUGAUUGCAUGAACAACGAUUCUACUGUAAGCAAAAAGAUGAUUCCAAUGUUGCCAAUAGCAGAGCCACCAAUGACUCCUUUGCAUGAGGUUAGCAGGUCAAUCCCUGAUUAUGUGAAAUUUGGUCCUAUCUUGCCCAAGAGUGCUGGUUUUGCUCCAGUUCUCCGAUCUAAACAUGGUACAAGAGAAGCUAACAGAUUAACCGUAGGUUCAACUCUCUCCCAUAAUUCGGAAGAGCCUACCAUGUGGGAUCCUCGGGAGACCAUACUUGAGGAGAAUGAAGAUGGUUCUGAUUCUGACCCUAUUGAUGGUAAUAUGGAUUCUGAAGAUAAAAGUCGUCAGUUAGUAACUCUUAGCAGCAUGAAAAUUUCUGAGAAUGCGGAAACUGGCACAAGCACAAAGUCAUCUAAAGCAAACAUCCGAACAUAUUCUCCCACAAUCUUUUCUCCAAUUGAUUCCCCAACAGCUUUUUCGCCAAAACUUUGCUCUUCAAAAGCAGAUGUCCAUCCCAAAAAAGAAUCCAGGUCUCUAUUGCGCCUUCUGUCCAGCUCCAGCCAUGUCACAGAUUCAAAUCUUGGCCCCUCUUUGCCUGUCUCUCCACAUAUGAGUAGUUACUGCAGCAUGAGCUCACCAGACUCGGAUGGGGAAGUGACGGAUCUACGGAGAAGUGUCAGGAAAAAAUACAAUAAAGCACGGAGUAUGAGUUAUGACAAUGUAAACAGCCAAGUAUUAGAGAAUAGUUCUCUUAAUGAAAGUGAUGACGGAAGCCAGAGUUGCAUUUCAAUCCCCAUGUCUGAUAAGUCGACUUCUCGUUCAAGGCCACCAAAAGAUUUCGUUUGCCCUAUCACAGGCCUGCUUUUUAAUGACCCAGUGACUCUUGAAACUGGUCAGACUUAUGAAAGAAAAGCAAUUCAAGAAUGGCUACAAAGAGGAAAUACAACAUGCCCCAUUACUCGGCAAGCUCUCUCAGCAAAUUCACUGCCCAAAACAAACUAUGUUCUGAAGAGACUCAUAACAUCUUGGAAAGAGCAGUAUCCUGAUAUUGCUCAGGAAUUUUUGUACUCUGAAACACCGAGGACUGCAUUUAGCUCCUCUUCUCCAUUAGCAUCCACUCCUUCCAGAAUGUUUGAUUUCCUCAGAAAUAAUAGCUCAGAUAGUCACAUACAGCAGAGAAGCAAAAGAUUUAUACGAUCGGCAGUGUCUACAUCACCAACCAGUGUAAUUUCCCAAGCCACUAUUGAAACAAUCAUCAAUGGGUUAAAACCACACAUUUCAUGUCUUUGCACUUCGGAAAACUUACAAGAAUGUGAAGCAGCAGUUUUAGCAAUAGCAAAAUUAUGGAAGGACUCGAAGGGUGACCCAGGGGUCCAUUCAUAUUUAUCCAAACCAACAAUUGUAAAUGGGUUUGUGGAAAUACUAUCAGCAUCACUGAAUAGAGAAGUUCUCAGGACAUCAAUUUACUUUCUUUCUGAGUUGAUAUUUUCAGAUGAAAGUGUUGGAGAGAUUCUGACUAGUGUAGAUUCUGAUUUUGAUUGCCUGGCUGCUUUGCUUAAGAAUGGGCUAGCUGAAGCUGCUGUUCUCAUUUACCAACUGAGACCUGCAUAUGCUCAGCUUUGUGCUCACAACUUUAUCCCCUCCCUUGUACAUCUAAUCCAGAUCAAAAUUGAAGAAUUGGAUGAUCUUCAGUUGGUAAUCGAGCCAAAGGAUGCUGCCAUAGCAUUGCUUGAGCAGAUUCUUGUUGGAGGGGAUGAAAACAGCCAGUCUGUUAAUGCUUUUAGUGUUAUUUCUGCAAAUGGAGUUCCAGCAUUGAUCAAGUGUUUGGAUAGGAUGGAAGGAAGAAAAUCUGUUGUUUCCAUACUUCUGUAUUGCAUGCUUGCUGAUAAAAGUUGCCGGAACUUCAUAGCAAGUAGAAUUGAACUGGGUCCUGUACUUGAAUUAUUUCAUUCGGGAAAUGAUAGUGUGAGAGGUAUAUGCAUAGAUUUUCUUUCAGAGCUGGUUCAGUUAAACAGGAGGACAUUCUGCAAUAAGAUAUUGCAGAUAAUUAGAGAUGAAGGAGCAUUUAGUACUAUGCAUACUUUUCUUGUGUAUCUUCAAAUGGCUCCCAUGGAGCAGCAACCUGCCAUUGCCACUCUUCUUCUUCAGCUUGAUCUCUUGGUUGAGCCACGGAAGAUGAGCAUUUACAGGGAAGAAGCUGUAGAGACACUUAUUGAAGCACUAAACAAAAAUGAAUUCUCUAAUUCUCAAAUGAUGGCUCUGGAUGCUUUAGUAUCUCUCUCUGGACGUCUUACUUCAUCUGGAAGGUCCUAUAUGGAAGCCUGGUUACUCAAGAUUGCAGGGUUUGAUCAACCUUACAAUGCUCUAAUGAAGGCAGAAGGACAGAAGAACAGAGAAAAUGAAUUAGCAGAAACAGUGGAAGAGGAAGAGAAGGCUGCAAGUUCUUGGGAGAGAAAAGUAGCUUUUGUACUUUGCAAUCAUGAAAAGGGUUCUAUCUUUAAAGCUUUGGAGGAAUGUUUCAAGAGUAAUUCCCUGGAGAUGGCAAAGUCUUGCCUUGUUAUUUCCACAUGGCUCACAUACAUGCUUUCAAUCCUUCCUGAUACUGGAGUAAGGGAGGCUGCUCGUAAGUCAUUGCUUGAUGAAUUUAUAAAUGUCCUCCAAUCAUCUAGGAACAUGGAAGAGAAGAUCUUGGCCACCCUUGCAUUAAAAACUUUUGUCAUGGACCUUGCUGCACUUGAGGAGUUGGGAAAGUAUGCCAAAUGCAUUUAUAAAACCUUGAGAAAGUUCAAGAGAACUUCACCUGUGAUUGCUGAUAUACUUAAAUCUUUGAUGAACUUAUCCUCUGUGAAUGCAACAGAGUUGUGGCAUUGUACUGAAGUGGUUGAAUUGGAAUCAUCUGGAAAUGGUGAAGUUCUGUCAUUGCUUCAUUUGAAAGGUCGUGUUUUGAGCAGCCAUUCUGAUGGGACCAUUAAGGUGUGGGACGCUGGUAAGAGGGUUCUAAGGUUAAUUCAAGAAGUCCGCGAACACACAAAAGCUGUCACAUGCCUCUAUAUUCCAUCUUCUGGUGACAAACUGUAUAGUGGUUCCUUAGACAAAACAAUUCGGGUUUGGGCAAUAAAGCCUGAAGAAAUUCAUUGCGUUCAAGUUCAUGAUGUAAAAGAGGCAGUAUAUGAGUUGACAGCUAAUUCUAAAGUCGCAUGCUUUAUGUCUCAAGGAACAGGGGUCAAGGUGUAUAAUUGGUCUGGGGUUCCAAAGCAUGUAACUUUCAACAAAACUGUGAAGUGCCUUGCUAUGACAGGAGAUAAACUAUACUGCGGCUGCUCUGGUUACAGUAUCCAGGAGGUGGAUUUGUGCAAAUUGACAUCAACCACAUUCUAUUCCGGCACAAGAAAAUUGCUAGGGAAACAAAUUAUACAUUCCUUACAUAUUCAUGAUGGUCUACUGUUUGCUGGUGGUUCAGCAAUAGAUGGGACAGCAGGAAAGGUAUUUUCUCACACCACAAAAGCAAUGGUAGGAUCGUUUUGGACAGGAUUCGACAUUAUGCAUAUUGCAGCCAACAAUGACUUCAUAUUCACAGCGACAAAAUGUGGGACGAUUGAGGUUUGGUUAAAAGAAAGAAUCACAAGAGUUGCCUCCAUUAAGAUGAGUGGCAGUGGACAUCCCAAAAUCACAUCCUUAACUUCAGACAUGGACGGAGGAAUGUUAUAUGCUGGUUCCUCUGAUGGCAAGAUCCAGGCUUGGGCCAUGGACUAGGGAAUCCAACGUUACUUUCAGUUGUACAUCAAGUUUCGGCAAGUCUACACAAGUUAGCAGUUCGGGUUAACUUUUGUUGUAAAUUAAAUCUUGACAUUUGUUCAUAAUUUUGUUGCUAGAUCUAUGUUGUAUUACAAAAUUAAUUUUCUUAUAUAAUGUUUGGAAUCAAUUUGAAAUUAA
Manihot esculenta (cassava) is the source of this 5368-nucleotide messenger RNA. Its product is annotated as putative E3 ubiquitin-protein ligase LIN-1. NCBI's taxonomy places the organism in Eukaryota, Viridiplantae, Streptophyta, Magnoliopsida, Malpighiales, Euphorbiaceae. Gene Ontology annotation, biological process: protein ubiquitination. The coding region runs from base 698 to 5188 and encodes 1496 amino acids. Gene Ontology annotation, molecular function: protein binding; ubiquitin-protein transferase activity. The transcript has 17 exons. The record is from RefSeq and is a predicted model, not a curated record.